Bufo gargarizans (Asiatic toad) is the source of this 657-nucleotide messenger RNA. Its product is annotated as bombesin-like. The record is from RefSeq and is a predicted model, not a curated record. Gene Ontology annotation, biological process: neuropeptide signaling pathway. The transcript has 3 exons. The coding region runs from base 37 to 411 and encodes 124 amino acids. NCBI's taxonomy places the organism in Eukaryota, Metazoa, Chordata, Amphibia, Anura, Bufonidae.
UCAGAAUCACAUCCCCACAGAACGCAAAGCACAGACAUGUCUGCAGUUCCUCUCACUAGAAUCCUGCCCAUCGGGUUCCUUACUCACCUGCUUCUUUUCUCUUUCGUCUCUCUCACAAUCUGCGUGGAGUUCACUGAAGAAACUGGCAAACUAGGAAAAAUCAAUGUACUUCAGAGAGGAGGCAACCAGUGGGCAAUUGGACACUUUAUGGGUAAAAAGAGUCUUCAGGACACAUACAGACUGAGUGAACAAGAUUUGGAGGAAUCGGCUAUCUUCCCUCCACGCACUAUGGACAGCAUGAAAGCCAUCUUACAAGAGCAACGCAGAGAGCUGUCACCCAUUCAACUUCAGGGAGCACAGCGAAUACUAAGGAAAAUCCUGGAGCAGUAUUUUAAAACGUCCCAGAAGUAGAGAAGAUAUUUAUUUUCUUGUACAUAUAAGACACAUAUAUAUUUGUGCCUGAGAUACGGAACUUACUUCAGACAUUCCAAAGGCUAUUAUUUACAAUAAAAAGAAAAUACUAAUGAAAAUGGGAGUCUUUUCAUUCAGAGCCUUUCCUUAAUGUUAAGUGAUACCAAGUAGUGACUUUCAUGCUAAGCAUAUGUACAGUAUAUUUUCUGCCAUUUUACACAAUGUUCUAUCUAAGUAAAUCUGCAA